AUGCCGAUGCGCGGACGAACGUGCCGAUCAGAAUGUCGGACUGUUCCACAAGAACGCCGGGUGUCGCGGCUUGUGCGGCGGAGGUAUGGUUCUUGCUCGUUGACUGCUCCCUUUUCUGCCAGCCCGAAGCAAGGGAACUGCAUAUCUGCGCACUGGCGCACUCGGGAUCGGUCCAAGCGAAGCCAGGACCUCUCGAGCGGCAAGCGGGUCGGUUUUGGCGAGCACAAGCUAAAUUUGGAAGAAGCGAAGCUAACUGAAAAGCAUCACAUCUUGCGGCGCUAG
Pseudozyma hubeiensis SY62 is the source of this 282-nucleotide messenger RNA. RefSeq lists its product as hypothetical. NCBI's taxonomy places the organism in Eukaryota, Fungi, Basidiomycota, Ustilaginomycetes, Ustilaginales, Ustilaginaceae. The record is from RefSeq and is a predicted model, not a curated record. The coding region runs from base 1 to 282 and encodes 93 amino acids. The transcript has 2 exons.